GAAGAAAUUAGAAAAAGGGCGAAGAAGGAAGAAUGCGUGGGGAAGGCACAAGAACCACCUACGACUAUACGACAGCCAGAAGCGUCGGCGAGGCGCUCGUCAAAAUCAAAUUGCAAACCCAGAAGCCUCCUCGUCCCUCGCAGUUGCUUCCUCGCGGCGGAUUCGCAUCUUCCGCGGCAGGGAGGGUACUCCGCCGGGGUCGGUCGGCGGGAGAAGAGGGGAGGGGAGCUUCGAGAUGGGGACGGCCGCCGCAGCAGCGCGCUUUGUGAACUACCCGCUCGUCGCGGCGCUCCUCGCGUUCGCCGUCGCGCAGUCCUCCAAGUUCUUCACCACCUGGUACAAAGAUGGCCGGUGGGAUGCCAGACAGUUUAUAGCUUCUGGAGGGAUGCCAUCAUCCCACUCAGCUACAGUGACAGCACUUGCAGUGUCUGUGGGAAUCCAAGAAGGCUUUCGUAGUGCAACCUUUGCAACUGCACUGGUCUUUGCAUGCGUGGUUAUGCAUGAUGCUUUUGGAGUCCGGUUACAUGCCGGGAAGCAGGCAGAGGUGCUGAAUCAAAUUGUCUAUGAGCUGCCAGAAGAACACCCAUUAUCAGAGACAAAGCCAUUGCGUGAAAUCCUUGGACAUACUGUUCCUCAGGUUGUGGCCGGUUGCAUCCUUGGAAUCCUCAUGGCUGUCGUUAUGCACUUGGCUCUCGGCAGUUCUUAGUCAAGUGUUGUUCCUGGAUGUCGUGACAGAUCACCAAAUAUCUAGCUGGUGAUGGCUACAAAGCAUGAAAGGAUGAUCUCCCCAUGGAUCUGGUUGUCUCAAGUGUUUGACAGUACAAAGUUCUAACUGAUUUAGAUCUGGACUGUAGGAUAUAGGUUGUAGCUCGAGUUGGUUGUUGUAAAUCUGAAAAGUUUUACUUUCAACUCCAACCACGGUGUGAUGGAAGCUUUGUUAUACAAUCAGCAGCAGUAAGAUCAUUCUUAGGUAAUGAAAUGGAUAUCACGCCAUCACAUUGGCUUUCUGCUUCCUUCAUUCCAAAUUGUAAGUAUUCAUAGGUAUAUAAGUUUUAUUAUGUCUCUA
This is a messenger RNA of Sorghum bicolor (sorghum), 1066 nucleotides long. RefSeq lists its product as uncharacterized. The coding region runs from base 236 to 706 and encodes 156 amino acids. The transcript is spliced from 5 exons. The record is from RefSeq and is a predicted model, not a curated record. NCBI's taxonomy places the organism in Eukaryota, Viridiplantae, Streptophyta, Magnoliopsida, Poales, Poaceae.